AUGUGCAAAUAGCACGCGCGCGUAUAUAGACGGUUGGAGGAGGGACCGGAUGUUGUUUUUUCUUCAUUGGGCCCGAGUAAGAAAAUCGGAGGCGAAGCGUCAACACGGAUUUUCUUUGGGAUAAACGGACAGGGCUGGCUGCUAAGACGAUGCCACACUCCAGACGGUACCCGUCCUCGGAGAGGGCCAGCCACUGCAGCUACCAAGAUCGUUAUCGGGAGCGGGACAGAGAUCGAGGAAGAAGACCUCGGCAUCGCCGCUCACCGACGUUCUCUUCCAGCAGUGAACGGGAGAGGAGGGGGAGAGGACACAGACAGAAUCCCGGCUAUGCCCGAUCCAGGAGCUACGACAACCGCUCUUCAGACCGCAGGCCUUACGACAGACACUACGGCGAGAGCUAUCGGCGCCUGGACCACAGCCGCGAGCGGGACAGGGAGCACAGGACGCCGAGCAACUACUACUCCCGCGACACCUCGCCCAGCUACGACUACCGCCGGGGCCGCGAUCGGGACCGUGAGGACUCGUACCGGAGGAAAGGCAGCAGGCGUAAGCACAAACGAAGGCGGCGUAGAACCAGGUCCUAUAGCCCAUCGUCCUCGCAGCGGAGUGACAGCGGGACACAGGCGCUGUGUGUGAGGGACGACGAGGAGGGUCACCUGAUCUGUCGGAGUGGCGACGUCCUGCAAGAGAGAUAUGAGAUUGUCAGCACUUUGGGUGAGGGCACAUUCGGGAGGGUGAUGCGGUGUAUUGAUCAUCGCAGGGGUGGAGCACAUAUCGCUCUGAAGAUCAUCAAAAAUGUGGAGAAGUACAAAGAGGCUGCCAGGCUGGAGAUCAACGUACUGGAGCGAAUCAAUGAGAAGGAUCCUGAGAAUAAGAAUCUGUGUGUGCAGAUGUUUGACUGGUUCGACUAUCAUGGCCAUAUGUGUAUCAGUUUUGAGCUGUUGGCUCUCAGCACUUUUGAUUUCCUCAAAGAAAACAAUUACCUGCCGUACUCCAUUAGCCAAGUGCGUCAUAUGGCCUACCAGAUCUGCUUAGCUGUCAAGUUUUUGCAUGAAAACAAAUUGACCCACACAGACCUGAAACCAGAAAACAUCCUGUUUGUCAACUCUGACUUCACAAUCACAUACAAUGUGGAGAAGAAGCGAGAUGAGCGUACUGUGAAGAACACGGCAGUGAGGGUGGUGGAUUUUGGUAGCGCUACAUUUGACCAUGAGCACCACAGCACCAUUGUUUCAACCAGGCACUACAGAGCACCUGAAGUUAUUCUAGAAUUGGGCUGGAGUCAGCCGUGUGAUGUGUGGAGUAUAGGCAGUAUCAUCUUUGAGUACUACCUCGGCUUCACUCUUUUCCAGACUCAUGACAAUCGGGAGCAUUUAGCCAUGAUGGAGAGAAUUUUGGGCCCUGUUCCAUCCCGUAUGACUCGUAAGACUAGGAAACAGAAAUACUUUUAUCGUGGACGUCUGGACUGGGACGAGAACUCUUCAGCAGGACGAUACGUCAGAGAAAACUGUAAACCUUUACGGAGAUAUCUUCUGUCUGAAGCUGAAGAGCAUCACCAGCUCUUCGAUCUAAUCGAGGCCAUGCUGGAGUACGAGCCGGCGAAGCGUCUCACUCUGGCUGCAGCCCUGAGACAUCCUUUCUUUCAGAGCACCAUCAGCAGCGCCGACCAGAGCUCCGGCAAGAGCUGGGAGGGCAACCGCGACAUCAGUCGGUGACGCUGACAUUUGUCUUCAACCAACAUCUCUCUCUGUCUUACGCCAAAAAAAAAAAAAAACCUGAGGACUCACAUGCCAAGAAAGAUACCAUGGAGCUGAACUGACAUGGCAUGAAGUUUUAUAGUGUUAGAGAAGCAGAAGCAUAUGAUUUCUCAGUCAUCUUCCCAUGAUGUGAGGACCGCUCCGUGUGCAGCGGGACAAUGUGAGGAACUGGGCACUCCUAGUAAACCCUCCAGCUUGUAUGCGAUUGAUUGGACAUUUGGAGGGUUUUUGAAUAAAUAUGCCCUUCAAGUUCAGUUCUUCCAGCCAGUUGUGGCUAAUGGUAUUGUUGGAGAGCCAUAAACGGAAAAAUUAAUUUGUUGGGGGGGAAGCAUUAACGUUACACUCCAUUUGAGAAAAUAACUGACAAAACAAGCAUCACUGUUACAAUAUAGUUAUUUUUGGGCAAAUCCGUUUAGUGCAUUUUAGCUCUUAGCUGAUAAUCGCAGAUGCAUUAUAACACACACUGUUUGUAUUCAGUUCAAUUCAAACCAUGUAUCAGAGCAGCAGUGUUCUGGUGAUUGUGUCACUCAGCACACGUUUACAGUAUUUAUUUAGUUAUCCGGAUGUCUCAUUUUGUGUCUUUGUAUGGAUUUGACUGUACAAAUUUGUAAAUACGAAUAAAUAUGUUAUGACUAUUGAAUAAAAGGCCUAUCUGUUUGCUUGCUGUGAAUGUGUUUUCACAGUGGCUCUCCAGGCAAAAUGUUUUUACAAUCAACGUUCUUGUAAUGUCGUUUCUAUAUGGACUCUGUGUGCAGAUGAUAUUCUGAAUUAAACUUUUGCCACUUGA
Molecule: messenger RNA, 2544 nt
Organism: Carassius auratus (goldfish)
Lineage: Eukaryota; Metazoa; Chordata; Actinopteri; Cypriniformes; Cyprinidae
Product: dual specificity protein kinase CLK2-like
Exons: 13
Coding region: 150-1715 (521 amino acids)
Biological process (GO): regulation of RNA splicing; peptidyl-tyrosine phosphorylation
Cellular component (GO): nucleus
Molecular function (GO): protein serine/threonine kinase activity; ATP binding; protein tyrosine kinase activity
Source: RefSeq, a predicted model, not a curated record